Molecule: messenger RNA, 432 nt
Organism: Prunus armeniaca (apricot)
Lineage: Eukaryota; Viridiplantae; Streptophyta; Magnoliopsida; Rosales; Rosaceae
Source: the annotation of a GenBank genome assembly
AUGGCGGACGAGGAUUACAACGACAUGGAUAUGGGAUAUGAAGAUGAGCCACCAGAGCCAGAAAUUGAAGAAGGUGCAGAGGAGGAUGUGGAGAAUAUUAACAAUGAUGAUCUUCCAGGAGACGCCAUUGAAGCUGAAGACAAAGAGGAGCAAGCACAGGCGGAAGGACCUCGGAAAACCUCAAAAUUUAUGACCAAAUAUGAACGUGCUAGAAUCUUGGGUACCCGUGCACUGCAGAUUAGCAUGAAUGCCCCGGUGAUGGUUGAAUUGGAGGGUGAGACUGACCCACUUGAGAUUGCUAUGAAGGAGCUUCGUGAGCGGAAGAUACCCUUCACCAUACGCCGCUACCUGCCCGAUGGAAGUUACGAGGACUGGGGAGUAGAUGAAUUGAUUGUGGAAGACUCGUGGAAGAGACAGGUGGGAGGUGAUUGA